ACGCACAACUCGUUUGUUUCCAUCGCUGGGUUGUCACGUGGUGAGUCAAGAGGGAGAUCAGCGUGUAGACACGCCCCCACAUGACAUCAUUCUAUCCCUCCCUCUACAUGUCACGACUUCCUCAAAGUAUCAAUAUGGAGCUUUUGCGGCCCAUCCAGAGGAAGGAGCAGAGCGUUUGAAUGUUACACAGAAUUGUGGCGUCAGAAAGUUUAAAUGUCAGAGAGAGGCAACAUUGCGCAAGGAAGGGAUUGCUAAAGGUCAUAUCUAUAAAAGCAGUCCCAAACUGCUGACCAUCCAACCUCCAUGGCUCAGUUUGGUAGACAGAAGAAUCCCCCGCCAUGGGCCACCCAGUUUACAGCAGCUGCUGUGUCACAGCCAGCUCCUCUUGCUGUUCAGCAGCCAUCAAUGUUUGGGGCAUCCCCCUCCAUUUAUACCCAACAGUCUGCACUUGCAGCAGCUGGCCUCACCUCUUCUUCUCCAGCAAACUAUCAGCUAAACCAGACGGCAGCAUUACAGCAACAGGCAGCAGCUGCCGCUGCUGCUCUUCAGCAGCAGUAUGCCCAGCCCCAGCAGACUAUAUACAGUGUGCCACAGCAGCUGCAGCAACCACAGCAGGCAAUAUUAACUCAGCCAGCUGUAGCUUUGCCCACAAGCCUUGCCCUGUCCACUCCCCAACAGGCUGCCCAGAUAACAGUUUCAUAUCCAACACCAAGGUCAAGUCAGCAGCAGACUCAGCCUCAGAAGCAAAGAGUAUUCACAGGGGUUGUUUCCAAGCUCAAUGAGACAUUUGGAUUUGUGGAUGAAGAUGUAUUUUUUCAACUUACAGCUGUUAAAGGAAAGUCACCCCAAGCUGGUGACCGGGUGUUGGUGGAAGCCACUUACAAUCCCAAUAUGCCAUUCAAAUGGAAUGCGCAGAGGAUCCAGACUCUUCCAAACCAGAAUCCAGCUCCAGUUCAGCCAAUGAUAAAUAAUCCUCCUGCUGUCAUGCAACCUGUUGCACAACCUACUGCCUAUGCGGUUCAGACUCAGCCACCUCCUCAAGCACAAACUCUUUUUCAGGCUCAGAUGUCAGCUGCCACACUCACCCCUUUGCUUCAGACUCAACCAUCUCCUCUCAUACAACAACCACAGCAGAAAGCUGGAUUAAUACAGAUACCUGUUCGCAUUUCGUCACAACCACAGCCUGUGCGAAGAAUUGAGCCGCCAUCCCGAUUUUCUAGUAGAAGUGAUAGAGGAGAUUUAAUUUCAAGCCGGAAGGAUGACCGAAGUCGUGAAAGAGAGAGAGAGAGACAUAGAUCCCGCGAUCGAUCCCCUCAGAGGAAAAGAUCACGAGAAAGAUCUCCACGGCGAGAAAGAGAGAGGUCACCAAGGAGGCCAAGAAGGGUUGUACCUCGAUACACUGUUCAAGUUUCCAAGUUCUCUUUAGACUGCCCAGGAUGUGAUACAAUGGAGCUAAGGCGACGUUACCAGAAUCUCUACAUUCCUAGCGAUUUCUUUGAUACUCAGUUCACAUGGGUAGAUGCAUUUCCUAUCUCACGAUCAUUUCAGCUGGGCAAUUACAGCAACUUUUAUAUUAUGAAUAAGGAAGUCGAUCCUCUGGAGAAAAACACUGCAAUUGUGGAUCCCCCUGAUGCUGAUCAUACAUACAGUGUUAAGGUAAUGCUGUUAGCAAGCCCUUCCUUGGAAGAGUUGUAUCAUAAAUCGUGUGCUCUUGCUGAAGAUCCUAUAGAAGUUCGGGAAGGAUUUCAGCAUCCUGCAAGAUUAAUAAAGUUUUUAGUGGGAAUGAAAGGUAAAGACGAGGCUAUGGCAAUAGGAGGACACUGGUCUCCUUCCCUUGAUGGACCUAAUCCAGAUAAAGACCCUUCUGUACUCAUCAGGACAGCUGUCCGCUGUUGUAAGGCCCUGACUGGCAUUGAGCUGAGCUUGUGCACACAGUGGUACCGUUUUGCAGAGAUUCGCUACCAUCGCCCUGAGGAGACCCACAAGGGGCGUACGGUUCCUGCUCAUGUGGAGACAGUGGUUUUAUUUUUCCCGGAUGUUUGGCAUUGCCUUCCCACCCGCUCAGAGUGGGGAAACCUGUGCCGCGGAUACAAGCAGCAGCUGGUCGACAAGCUUCAGGGUGAUCGCAAGGAAGCUGAUGGAGAACAGGAGGAAGAAGAUAAAGAUGGUGAUGCAAAAGAAAUUUCUACUCCUACCCAUUGGUCAAAGCUUGACCCGAAGAUAAUGAAGGUAAACGAUCUUCGUAAGGAGCUAGAAAGUAGAACCCUUGGCUCUAAAGGUCUGAAAUCUCAACUUAUUGCUCGACUGACAAAACAGCUACGUAUAGAGGAACAAAAAGAAGAGCAGAAAGAACUUGAAAAAUGUGUGAAAGAAGAGAAAGAGGAGGAAGAAAGGAAAUCUGAGGAUGAUAAAGAGGAAGAGGAGCAAAAACGACAAGAGGAAUUGGAACGCCAGAGACGUGAAAAGAGAUAUGUGUUGCCAGAUGAGCCGGCAAUUAUUGUUCAUCCAAACUGGUCUGCGAAAAAUGGAAAGUUUGAUUGCAGCAUCAUGUCCCUUAGUGUUUUGUUAGACUACCGAAUAGAGGACAAUAAGGAGCAUUCGUUUGAGGUAUCACUGUUUGCUGAACUAUUUAAUGAAAUGCUCCAGAGGGAUUUUGGAGUGCGUAUAUACAGGGAGCUUUUAGCUCUCCCUGAGAAAGAAGAAAAGAAAGACAAGGAGAAAAAAUGCAAGAAAGAAGACAAAGGAGAAAGGAAAGAGGAUAAAGAUGACGAUGAUGAGCCAAAGCCUAAACGAAGGAAAUCGUCAGAAGAAAAGAUAAAGCUGGAGGAGAAGGAGGAAAGAAAGAGAGAUGACAGGAGAAAGGAGGAUUACAGAGAGGAAGAUGAUCUGGAUUAUGAGAACCAAGAUGACGAUGAACCAAUAGCAGCAGAAGAAGAUGACGGUGAUUUUGAUGACAGAGAGAAUGACGAUGAUGACUCAAGCAGUAAGGAUAAACGGGAAGAAAAAAGAGAUGGCAACAGAUGUAGCAAGGAACAACAAUCCAAAGAUAAGGAGAAGGAUAAGAAGCAGAUGGUUACAGUUAAUAGAGAUCUGUUGAUGGCUUUUGUCUAUUUUGACCAAAGUCAUUGUGGUUACCUGUUGGAAAAGGAUUUAGAGGAGAUUUUAUACACUCUUGGUUUACACCUCUCGCGUGCUCAGGUAAAAAAACUCUUUACCAGAAUAUUGCUGAAAGAAUCAUUGCUUUACCGUAAAUUAACCGAUACGGCAACCGAAGAUGGAAGUCAUGAAGAAACUGAUCCCUUAAACAAUGAUAUUCUAGGUAAUUGUUCCCUACUGCCAUCUAAAGCUGUGAGAACUGGAUUAUCAACAGUGGAAGACAAAGGAGGCUUAAUUGUGUAUAAAGGUGCAAUGGUGGACGUUGGAAGCCUACUGCAGAAGCUAGAAAAGAGUGAAAAAACGAGGACCGAAUUAGAACACAGGCUUCAGACACUCGAAUCCAAAACAGAGGAAGAUGAAAAAACAAUAUCCCAGCUGGAAGCGUCUAAUCAAAAUUUGUCUGAGGAAUUAAAACAGACAAAAGAUGAUCUUGGCCACCUAAAAGACAGUUUGAAAGCGGCAGAAGACACAAGGUCUUUGUAUGAAGACCAGCUAACGAACAGCAUCAAAAAUUUGUCAGCAGCCAUGGAAGAAAUCCAGGUGGUUUUAAAUCAGAAUCCAUCUCCAACAGAGGAUCAGAAAUCGAAAGAAAAUGGAUCAAGUUAACUUUUGCUUUGUGCUGGUCAAGUGUGAGAAGUCUGGAGCAACUGGACUGCCUUACUAAGCAAGCGACCCGGGUAAAUGGAUAUUGUAUUAUAAAUCAACUCCAGUGCCGUGCGAGAGACAGUGUGAAUAGCGGUUAUUUAAUGGGGAAGAUGUAUAAAGUUUUAUUAGUGUGUGAGGGUACCUGUAGGGGUUGCCUGUAAUUCAGAGUAAAACACAAACUGCCUUGUUGAUAAUGUUAAAAUAAAUGGUGUUUAAAAUGAGAAGUAACAAAUAGACGCUCUAAUAAAUUAAUUUUUCUUCACUGAGACAUUAGGAAAAGCACAUGGAUUUUAGGGACACAUCGAGUCCAUCAAUUUUGUAGGGCAGAAUACAAAGGAUUUGGUUGCAUCCUAAUUUGUGGCGAGAGGGACGUUAAAAUUGCAUCAAUUUUAGGGAUGUACCGAAUCCACUAUUUGGAUUCAGCCGAACCCCUGAAUCCUUCGUGAAAGAUUUGGCCGAAUCCAAAGCCUAAUUUGCAUAUGCAAAUUAGGGGUGGGAAGGCAAAAACAUUUUUUAGUUCUUUGUUUUGUGACAGUCACGCACUUUCCCUCCCCGCCUAAUUUGCAUAUGCAAAUUAGGAUUCGGUUCGGCCAGCAAGAAGGAUUCGGCCGAAUCCCAAACCAAAUCCUGGAUCUUGGGCAUCCCUAAUCAAUUUUGAACAAAGCUUUAAAGUCAUGUGACUUUUAGUUAGAUUUGGUUCGGCUGAACACUGGGGGGGGGGUGAACCCCAAUCCCAUUGAAUCCUUGAUUCUGUGCAUCCCUGUUUAGAUAGGAUAGACGUGUUUUUUGGGUUUUAUUUUUUUUGUGAAUAGUGAAUUCCACAAUCUUUUCCCGCUCCCUAUACCUUUAAAUCUGAAAUCUAGAGUAGUUUUACAAAAUCAAUACAAGAAAAAAAAUUGAGGGGGAAAGUAUAUUUAAGUAUAUUAUGAAAUAAAUACUAUGUGCUCUUUGGGGGGAGUAGAUAUCAUUUGAUAUAUAUGCAUUUUUGGUUCUGAGGUUUUCUUGAGCAAAUGCCAGAAGAAAUGAAUAGAAACCUCAUACUGACAAAGUUGUUUCCUACAUUUUAUUUACAUUAAAAUAUUUUUGCCUGUU
This is a messenger RNA of Xenopus laevis (African clawed frog), 4893 nucleotides long. It is a transcript of the gene ccar1.S, whose product is annotated as cell division cycle and apoptosis regulator 1 S homeolog. Gene Ontology annotation, biological process: regulation of DNA-templated transcription. The coding region runs from base 304 to 3762 and encodes 1152 amino acids. Gene Ontology annotation, cellular component: nucleus; cytoplasm. The record is from RefSeq and is a predicted model, not a curated record. NCBI's taxonomy places the organism in Eukaryota, Metazoa, Chordata, Amphibia, Anura, Pipidae. The transcript has 25 exons.